Messenger RNA from Vicia villosa (hairy vetch), 1093 nucleotides. RefSeq names its product tRNA (mnm(5)s(2)U34)-methyltransferase, chloroplastic-like. The transcript has 6 exons. The coding region runs from base 76 to 867 and encodes 263 amino acids. NCBI's taxonomy places the organism in Eukaryota, Viridiplantae, Streptophyta, Magnoliopsida, Fabales, Fabaceae. The record is from RefSeq and is a predicted model, not a curated record.
GUUACCAUUUUUAUUUACCCCCACUUAAAAAAUUCAAGCUACAAUGAAUUAAUUUUUCAAUCAAUUCAAACCGUGAUGUUAUCCUUUCGCUAUCGUUUCUCUUCUUUCGCAACUUGUUCUCGGAGACUCUUGUUCCCUGUUCCUUCUCAAACACACACUCUAACAAAAAUCUCCACAAAUCACUCUCUCUGCUCUGUAAAACCCAUUAAACAAAAUAAUGCCUUCUUUUCUGUUGCUGUUGCCAAUGACAUUCAUUCUUCUUCUUCUCUCUCCAAAGAUUCUCCCUUUUCAGGGUUAGAGGAUGUUUUUGUGAGCUUCCUCUUUGGAAAGAAAAAGGCAACGGAUGUUGCUCACAUGGUGUGGAAACAUGUUGUUCAGAAAGGAGACACGGUCAUCGAUGCCACGUGCGGCAAUGGUUUUGACACCUUAGAGUUGCUCAAUUUGGUAGCUGAUGAUUCAAAUAAUGGUUAUGUGUAUGCAUUGGACAUUCAGAAAGAUGCUUUAGCUAAGACUUCAUUGUUGUUGGAUGAAUCGCUUAAUUCCUAUCAGAAACAUGUCAAGCUCUUCAAUAUUUGCCAUAGUAAAAUGGAGGAAGUUGUUCAAAGGAAUUCCUCUGUUAGGCUUGUUGCGUUCAACUUGGGUUAUCUACCGGGAGGCGACAAAGAAAUAAUAACAAGAUCAGAAACAACAUUACAAGCAUUAGAAGCUGCAGAGAGAGUUGUAAUACCAGGAGGGCUUAUUAGCAUAGUCGUAUAUGUCGGACACCCCGGUGGAAGAAUCUGUUCAGGGAAGAAAUGGAGACUGUUGAAACUUUUGCUGCUAGAAUGUCUGUUGAGAAUUGGAUCUGCUGCAAGCUACAAAUGUUAAACCGGCCAUUUGCUCCAAUACCAAUUUUCUUAUUCAGAAGAUAAUGUAAAAAGUCCUUAUAUAUAUGAUUGCAAGAAUUCUAAGGAUCCUUGAAGAUUGUACACUCUUUUAUUGAUGUUAACUAAGCAUCUUUUGUUAUUUUUUUAUACCUAGUUUCUUUGUUACAGUUGAUUAACUCUUAACUCUUGAGUGAUUUGUUCAAUCUUAGGAGGUUUCUUGGACUUUA